Messenger RNA from Theobroma umbraticum, 897 nucleotides. RefSeq names its product hevamine-A-like. Gene Ontology annotation, biological process: carbohydrate metabolic process. The record is from RefSeq and is a predicted model, not a curated record. NCBI's taxonomy places the organism in Eukaryota, Viridiplantae, Streptophyta, Magnoliopsida, Malvales, Malvaceae. Gene Ontology annotation, molecular function: chitinase activity. Gene Ontology annotation, cellular component: extracellular region.
AUGGCCACAAAAACACAAGCCAUACCUAUUUUCCUCUCCGUCCUAGUCCUAGCCCUGAUUGAGGUCUCCCAUGCCGGUGGGAUCGCAAUCUAUUGGGGUCAAAGCGGCUCCGAAACAACCUUAAACGCAACUUGUAACUCUGGACUAUACAAAUACGUCAACAUAGCUUUUCUCAACAAAUUUGGCAGCCCCCGAACCCCUGGGCUCAACCUUGCUGGCCAUUGCAACCCUGCAAAUGGUGGUUGCAGAGUGGCAAGUUCAGCCAUAAAAAACUGCCAAAGCAAAGGCAUCAAGGUGAUGCUCUCCAUCGGUGGUGGCAUUGGCCAGUACUCUCUGGCUUCUAAAGAUGACGCCAGGAUGGUUGCUGCUUAUUUGUAUAACAACUUCUUGGGUGGAAGGUCACCUUCACGGCCCUUAGGAAGUGCCGUUUUGGACGGUAUAGACUUUGACAUAGAGCUUGGCGUCACUAAGUAUUGGGCCGAUCUUGCUAGCUACUUAGCUGCAUAUAGCAAGCCAGGAAGAAAGGUUUACCUAUCGGCUGCUCCUCAGUGUCCAAUCCCUGACAGAUUCUUAGGGGCUGCCCUUAGUACUGGUCUUUUUGAUUAUGUUUGGGUUCAGUUUUAUAACAACCCCCCAUGCCAAUACAGUCCAGGUAACACAAGCAAGCUUUUAGCUUCAUGGAAACGGUGGGCUGGGAUAAGGGCAAUAAAGAAGUUAUUCCUAGGGUUACCGGCAGCCCCGGCGGCAGCAGGAAGUGGGUACAUUCCACCUGGUGUGCUAACCUCUAAAAUCCUUCCAGAGAUCAAGAAAUCGCCAAAGUAUGGAGGUGUUAUGCUUUGGAACAGAUACUAUGAUAGGGUCAAUGGCUAUAGUGCUGCCAUUAAGAGUAAGGUAUAA